AUGGAGAAGUACAACGUCGGUGUCCAGACCAGGUGUGACUCGGGCGAGAAGGAGCCCACCUUCGAUGAUCUCCAGCGUCGCCUGUGCCGACUCAUAACGGAUCGUUGCGGCAGGAGCAGCGAUGAGGUGGAUAUCCAGCGCAUCAUGGGGUCCACGCUGUUCUACAGCGAGACCAUCGAGAUGAAGACGGAUUGCACUCCACAAACCACCUACCUGCCCAAAGACCCCGUGACCAGCAUGCGUGUCAAAAGCGAAUCGACGUACGCAGUCGCCAUGCGCUACGGUGAGGGCAAGGCGAGGGACGCCGGCAUCGGGAAAGUAUACCUCGUCGACAUUGAGUCCAGGGUACCAUCUGUGAAAAUGUGCUGUUUGGGUGGCGUGACCAAGCUGGCCUUCGCCAACCACGAUGGCAUGCUCUUCGGGGGCUCGCUGAACGGUUCCAUUCACGCAUGGGACACUAAUUCAAUGGUGGAAGUGGAGUCAAUUUUACCCAGCAACGAUCAGGGCCACGUUGACCCCAUAGUUGCUUUGGAGCUGUUGGACGACGACACGCUGCUUUCUGCUGACGCCGCAGGCCGGGCGUUCACAUGGUCGUUGCGGAACCUGUCGGAACCGCUAUCGAGGCUGCCAUGGGAGACCUUACGCGGCACCUCUAGGGUGUCAAAAACGUGCCGCGGCUCAGUGCUUUAUUGCGGCACCCUCGACGGCCACGUGUACGGCUGCUGCGUGUCUGGGGAGCCAUCGGAAAGCCACCGUAUCCACGACAACAUCGUUACUGCAAUGGCAACAUCCAGUAACGACUCUACAGGUUCGCAACCGCCACUAUCAGCAACAAGCGUUGCAGAACUGCUCGCCACCGGUAGUUUUGACUGCUACCUGAAGGUCUGGGACGCUCAGAACCUCGGAGAACCCCUGCACGAACUGGUGCCGGCGUUUCACGCCAUCACCGACCUGUCGUGGUAUGUUCCUGCGGCCACGCCUAUAUGUCACACCAGGAACCCGGCACUCUCCGAGGUGCUGGCCAGCGUCGACGAGAGUGGCAACGUCUUCACGUGGAGCUUCAGCAUCAACAAUCAGAUGCCGGUGUGUAUGGCCACGGUGGAAGAAACAUGCACCUGCGUUGAAUGGACACCCAGUGGAAGGCUCCUGAUUGUCGGCGGGAACGGCGUUACCGUGUUCGAACCCUCGGUGGAUGUGCUGUCCCCGGACCCCGACGCACCCGAGUCCGCGUUCGUCGCCCUCCGUUCAACACGUUCAUUCGCGGGCCCAAUGUCCAAGAUGCUGUCUUGA
This is a messenger RNA of Babesia bigemina, 1290 nucleotides long. RefSeq lists its product as hypothetical. Gene Ontology annotation, cellular component: cytoplasmic dynein complex. Lineage: Eukaryota; Apicomplexa; Aconoidasida; Piroplasmida; Babesiidae. The record is from RefSeq and is a predicted model, not a curated record. Gene Ontology annotation, molecular function: dynein light chain binding; dynein heavy chain binding. The transcript has 8 exons. Bases 1 to 1290 code for a protein of 429 amino acids. Gene Ontology annotation, biological process: transport along microtubule.